Arabidopsis thaliana (thale cress) is the source of this 3897-nucleotide messenger RNA. Its product is annotated as Disease resistance protein (TIR-NBS-LRR class) family. Gene Ontology annotation, biological process: signal transduction; defense response. Gene Ontology annotation, molecular function: NAD+ nucleosidase activity, cyclic ADP-ribose generating; ADP binding. Bases 14 to 3385 code for a protein of 1123 amino acids. The transcript is spliced from 5 exons. NCBI's taxonomy places the organism in Eukaryota, Viridiplantae, Streptophyta, Magnoliopsida, Brassicales, Brassicaceae. The record is from RefSeq and is marked reviewed.
UCCUCCUCUGUUAAUGGCUUCUUCGUCCUCCUCUUCUCGCAAUUGGUCAUAUGAUGUUUUCCCAAGCUUCAGUGGAGAAGAUGUCCGCAAAACAUUCCUCAGCCACUUUCUCAGGGAGCUGGAACGGAAAUCGAUCAUUACUUUCAAAGACAAUGAGAUGGAGAGAAGCCAGUCAAUAGCCCCAGAGCUUGUAGAGGCGAUUAAAGAUUCAAGGAUUGCAGUGAUUGUGUUCUCUAAAAACUACGCCUCUUCAAGCUGGUGUCUAAAUGAGCUGUUAGAGAUUAUGCGAUGCAACAAAUAUUUGGGCCAGCAAGUGAUACCAGUCUUCUACUAUUUGGAUCCUUCUCAUCUUCGGAAACAGUCGGGAGAGUUUGGAGAGGCAUUUAAAAAGACUUGCCAGAACCAAACUGAGGAAGUGAAAAAUCAGUGGAAGCAAGCGUUGACUGAUGUUUCAAACAUCCUCGGAUAUCAUUCUAAGAACUGCAAUAGCGAAGCUACAAUGAUUGAAGAAAUCUCCAGUCAUAUUUUAGGUAAACUGAGUUUAACUCCAUCAAAUGAUUUUGAGGAAUUUGUUGGCAUCAAAGAUCAUAUCGAGAAGGUGAGGUUGUUGUUGCAUUUGGAAUCUGACGAAGUGAGGAUGGUUGGGAUAUGGGGUACCUCGGGAAUCGGUAAGACUACCAUUGCAAGAGCUUUAUUUAGUAAUCUCUCUAGUCAGUUUCAAAGUAGUGUUUACAUAGACAGGGCUUUCAUAUCUAAGAGUAUGGAAGGUUACGGUCGAGCCAAUCCAGAUGACUAUAACAUGAAGUUGCGUUUGCGAGAAAAUUUCCUGUUUGAAAUUUUGGGCAAAAAGAACAUGAAGAUCGGUGCAAUGGAAGAAAGGCUGAAGCAUCAAAAAGUUCUUAUCAUUAUUGAUGAUUUGGAUGAUCAAGAUGUGCUAGAUGCCUUAGUGGGUAGAACUCAAUGGUUUGGAAGUGGGAGUAGAAUAAUUGUGGUUACAAAAAACAAACAUUUCUUAAGGGCCCAUGGGAUUGAUCAUGUUUACGAGGCCUGUCUCCCAUCUGAAGAACUUGCUCUUGAGAUGUUUUGUCGAUAUGCUUUCAGGAAGAAUUCUCCACCUGAUGGUUUUAUGGAGCUUUCUUCUGAAGUUGCAUUGCGCGCUGGUAAUCUUCCUUUGGGUCUUAAAGUUUUGGGUUCGUAUCUACGGGGUAGGGACAUAGAGGACUGGAUGGAUAUGAUGCCGAGGCUUCAAAAUGAUUUAGAUGGGAAAAUUGAGAAGACACUAAGAGUCAGCUACGAUGGAUUAAACAACAAAAAGGAUGAAGCAAUAUUUCGUCACAUUGCAUGUCUUUUCAAUGGUGAGAAAGUAAAUGACAUCAAGUUGCUUCUAGCAGAGAGUGACUUGGAUGUUAAUAUUGGGUUAAAAAACCUUGUUGAUAAGUCUCUCAUAUUUGUAAGAGAGGAUACUAUUGAGAUGCACCGUUUGCUACAAGAUAUGGGUAAGGAGAUUGUCCGUGCACAGUCAAAUGAGCCUGGAGAACGGGAAUUCCUUGUGGAUUCGAAGCAUAUCUACGAUGUACUUGAAGAUAACACUGGUACUAAAAAAGUCUUAGGUAUCGCACUGGAUAUUAACGAGACUGAUGGACUGUAUAUACAUGAGAGUGCCUUCAAAGGGAUGCGUAAUCUCCUGUUUCUAAAUUUUUACACUAAACAGAAGAAAGAUGUAACAUGGCACUUAUCAGAAGGUUUCGAUCAUUUACCCCCUAAGCUCAGAUUACUGAGUUGGGAAAAAUACCCGUUGAGAUGUAUGCCUUCUAACUUUCGUCCAGAAAACCUUGUUAAGCUUCAAAUGUGUGAGAGCAAACUCGAAAAGUUGUGGGAUGGAGUUCAUUCACUUACAGGGCUCAGGAAUAUGGAUUUGCGGGGAUCAGAAAACCUGAAAGAAAUUCCAGAUCUUUCUUUGGCCACUAACCUCAAGAAACUUGAUGUUAGCAAUUGCACAAGUUUAGUGGAGCUUUCUUCCACAAUUCAGAAUCUUAAUCAAUUAGAGGAAUUGCAGAUGGAACGUUGCGAAAAUUUGGAGAAUCUUCCCAUUGGAAUCAACCUCGAAUCUCUUUAUUGCCUCAAUCUCAAUGGAUGCUCAAAGUUGAGGAGUUUUCCAGAUAUCUCAACAACUAUCUCAGAGCUCUAUCUAAGCGAAACAGCCAUAGAAGAAUUUCCCACUGAGUUGCAUUUAGAGAAUCUAUAUUAUCUUGGCUUGUAUGACAUGAAGAGUGAGAAAUUGUGGAAAAGAGUGCAGCCGCUUACACCGCUCAUGACCAUGCUGUCUCCCUCUUUGACGAAGCUAUUUCUCUCAGAUAUCCCAAGUUUGGUGGAGCUUCCUUCUUCAUUUCAGAAUCUCCAUAAUCUUGAGCAUUUGAACAUUGCACGAUGCACAAAUCUGGAGACUCUUCCCACUGGAGUCAACCUAGAAUUACUUGAACAACUUGAUUUUUCUGGAUGCUCACGGUUGAGGAGUUUUCCUGAUAUCUCAACCAACAUCUUUUCACUAGUUCUAGACGGAACAGGGAUUGAAGAGGUUCCUUGGUGGAUUGAGGAUUUCUAUAGGCUCUCUUUCCUGAGUAUGAUUGGAUGCAACAAUUUACAAGGUGUGUCCCUAAACAUUUCUAAACUGGAAAAACUCGAGACGGUAGACUUUUCAGACUGUGAGGCACUGUCUCAUGCUAAUUGGGAUACCAUUCCAAGUGCAGUGGCGAUGGCAACAGAAAAUAUUCACUCUAAGUUACCAGUCUGUAUCAAAUUCAGCAACUGCUUCAACUUGGAUCAUAAAGCUGUCCUUCUGCAACAAUCAAUUUUCAAGCAACUAAUCUUGUCAGGUGGAGAAAUGUUUUCAUAUUUCACUCACCGAACUACUGGAACGUCUCUGACCAAUAUCCCUCUUCUUCACAUCUCUCCUUGUCAACCAUUCUUCAGAUUUAGAGCUUGCGCCUUGGUUGAUACUGAAUCUAUGGACAUAGGUAGUGUAUUUUUCCAGGUCCAGGUAUCUUGUCGGUUCACAGACAGACUCGGGAACUAUUUGGAUUCCCCUUAUCAACACGAGGUCUUCGCAGUACUUGAGAAGGGUAGUCAUAUGGUUAUAUCUGACUGCUGUUUCCCUUUUAACGAAGACAAUGCUCCUCUAGCUGAACUUAUCUAUGAUCACGUGGAUAUACAGUUUCACUUUACUCAAGAAAACGAUGAGCUCAAACUAAUAGGAUGUGGUCUAAGACUCUCUGAAGCCGAUAAUGAUCUAGGCAAUGAGAUUGAUGGCAGUGAAGAGUGGGAAGACUGCAACGAUAGCGGUCUUGGCAGUGAAUCUGAUAAUUUAGAGGCAGAAGAAGACACGUGAGAAGGAAGCUUACUUGAAGAAGAAGAUAUUUUUUAUCUGUGCCAAACUUGUUUACAGCUUUUGGAUCGGGCAUGCUGAUUGUUGUACAUCUUCUCCUGCGUGGGAUUUGAGGGUAGUGAGCUAGAGAAGAUGAUGCUCUAGAGCUCUACUUGUAUGAAGAUUAUAUUGUACAUUGAGAUGAGAGAAGAGAGAAGAGAUCACAUCUUCAAACUUAUCAGAAUCUGAUCACAGUGAAGAAAGAGUGUGAAGACAAUGAUGUGGAGAAAAGGGAAGCAGUGAGAGAAUGUAGAUUAUCUAAUGACAUGUGGCUUGUUAGAGAAAACUUUUAUCUAAUGACAUGCAUCUUCAAACAAAGUUUUCUCUUUUUGUUUUUUGUUUUCUACAACUUCAUCUGCAGAUGCUUUGUUGAAGUAAUUCUUGUACCAUAUAUAUAACGAUUGGGAAUUUUCUUGCUGACUCUGCUGUAACUUAAACGCAAAUGAGGAACAUGAAAUGUUGAUAAGAUUUUCUGU